UGAUUGCAUUGUCUACAGUGUUUGAUUUUAGCUACCGUUUGGACUACUUGGUCUAGCAACAAGCUUUAGUAAUAUAUUUCAUGUUGGCAGAUCGUCGUCAUGCUACUUGGACUUAGAUGCUGUCAUUUUCAUAACGUAAAUCAGUGCACGACCAGCAGUUUUAUGAGGGACAACGACACCCUAACUACCACAUUUGCAGCAUUGAUUUUUAUUAGUCAAUGGUAAGCAGCUCUUUAGUUUAACUUUCUCAUAUUUCUU
Messenger RNA from Geodia barretti, 258 nucleotides. The record is from the annotation of a GenBank genome assembly. Lineage: Eukaryota; Metazoa; Porifera; Demospongiae; Tetractinellida; Geodiidae.